AUGGCUAGCACAUCCCCACAUACCCCUCCAACACUCACAACUCUCCCCACCGAACUCCUCCUCCAAAUCCUGCUCUACCUCCCUCCCUCAUCUCUCCAAACCCUCCGCCUCACCUCUCACCACCUCGAAACCCUCUCCUUCCCCCUCCUCUUCCGCAAUCUCCCCAAUUGGCUCGACUACAAAAGGAGCCAUGCUGCGAUCGUAGCCCUCGCGAAUGAUGCGUUUGAGAGACCGAGUGGCAUGUGGAGUCCGUGGGCGAGUGAGCCGGAUGGGGAGGUGCAGGGGACUUGGUUGGGAUUAUUGUGGAGGGUUGAGACGAGAGGGGGAUUUGUUUUGAAUGAGAAUUGGGGAAAGAAGGAUGGGGAAGAGGGAGAGGGAGAAGGGGUUUGGGUGGAUGGUGGGAACGGAGAGAAAGUUUGGGGGACGGCGAGGAGUUAUGCGCGGUUGAGUGGGAGGGAGGAUGUGAAUGAGAAGAAGUUGAGGGUUGCGCAGAAUAGGUACUUGAUGCAUAGGAAUUACUCGGAUGGGGUGGGGAAGAAAGGGCUGGAAUUAAAGCAGGAUGAUGGAGAAGAAGCGGGAAGGAGCGCGAAUGGGAUUGAGGUUAGGUGGAAGGAGAAGGAGCUCUAA
Molecule: messenger RNA, 627 nt
Organism: Cadophora gregata
Lineage: Eukaryota; Fungi; Ascomycota; Leotiomycetes; Helotiales; Ploettnerulaceae
Exons: 1
Coding region: 1-627 (208 amino acids)
Molecular function (GO): protein binding
Source: RefSeq, a predicted model, not a curated record